AUGAUGAAGCAGAAAAGUGAGGCUUUCACAAAGUUCAAGCAGUGGAAGACAUUGGUGGAGAAUAAGACCGGUAAUAAGAUCAAGAAGCUGCGAACAGACAAUGGUCUGGAGUUCUGUAAUUCUGGCUUCAACGAAUUCUGCAAGGAUGAAGGGAUUGCCCGUCAUCGGACUGUGAGAGAUACACCCCAGCAGAAUGGCGUUGCAGAAAGGAUGAACCAGACAUUGUUGGAGAGAGCACGGUGCAUGCUCUCUAAUGCUGGACUAGAGAGAAGAUUCUGGGCAGAAGCAGUGAACAUGGCGUGCUUCCUAAUCAACCGUGGACCUCACACAGGUAUUGAGUUGAAGACUCCUUAUGAGGUGUGGUAUGGUAAGCCUGCUGAUUACUCUUCACUAAAAGUUUUUGGGUGUCCUGUUUAUUAUCAUGUGGAUGAGGGUAAACUGAACCCAAGGGCAAAGAAGGGUGUAUUUGUGGGUUACGGAGAUGGAGUUAAUGGAUUUCGAGUCUGGUCACCUUCUGAUCAUCGAGUUAUACUCAGUAGAAAUGUGAUAUUUGAUGAGAAGUCUAUGUUUAACCCCAUGUUGAAGGUUACUGUUGUUGAAGGUAGCAUGAGUGUUGAUAAACAGGUGGAGCUGCAAACUCUCAAAGAGAGUGAGUUUGAGCACCAAGGUGGAGAAGAUCAACAUGAUGAGGAUGUCUCUGCAGAGCCAGAAACUUCAGAGUCCAGUGCACGAGCUCAACAGACUAUUGCUUCCGGUAGACCGAAGAGAGCGACUGUAGGAGUACCUCCACAGAGGUAUGGUUUCGAGGACAUGGUGGCGUAUUUAUUUCAGGUUGCUGAAGAAGUGGAUGGGGAGAGCCACAGUCCUAUAGAGAAGCCGUUUCGGGUGGCGAAGCUGAUCAGUGGCUUGCCGCAAUGGGAGAUGAGAUGA
Molecule: messenger RNA, 930 nt
Organism: Linum trigynum
Lineage: Eukaryota; Viridiplantae; Streptophyta; Magnoliopsida; Malpighiales; Linaceae
Source: the annotation of a GenBank genome assembly